UUCAACUAUCGUUCCCUUUCUAUUCUUUCACUCAUAAACCCUAAACCCUAAUUUUCUUCAUUCAAUCAAAUUUCAAUCUCCGAUAACCGUUCAACAUGUCAACGGUGGCCGGAACUACUGUUCCUCCGCCACCUCCGUCUCCAGCGGUGGCCGAUUCGGAAGCACGGCUCGAAGAAAAGGCUAGAAAGUGGCAAAAGAUGAACUCGAAGCGUUACAGCGAUAAUCGAAAAUUCGGAUUCGUUGAACCUCAGAAAGAAGAUAUGCCACCUGAACAUAUAAGAAAAAUCAUCAAAGAUCAUGGUGAUGUUUCUUCAAAGAAAUUUCGUCAUGAUAAGCGUGUUUAUCUUGGUGCUUUGAAAUUCAUACCUCAUGCUGUAUACAAGCUGCUCGAGAAUAUGCCAAUGCCAUGGGAACAAGUUCGUGAUGUGAAUGUUUUGUAUCAUAUUUCUGGUGCUAUUACAUUUGUGAAUGAAACACCUAUGGUGAUUGAACCUGUUUAUCUUGCUCAAUGGGCUACAAUGUGGAUCAUGAUGAGAAGAGAGAAAAGGGAUAGGAGAAAUUUCAAGAGAAUGAGGUUUCCACCUUUUGAUGAUGAAGAGCCUAUACUUGAUUAUGCUGAUAAUCUUUUAGAUGUUGAUCCGUUGGAAGCGAUUCAGCUCGAGCUUGAUGAAGAGGAGGAUUCUGCUGUUUGUGAUUGGUUUUAUGAUCAUAAGCCACUUGUGAAAACGAAGUUUGUGAAUGGUUCGAGUUAUCGAAAUUGGUGUCUUUCGGUUCCGGUUAUGGAAACAUUGCAUCGGCUUGGUGGGCAGCUUUUGUCUGAUCUGAGUGAUAGGAAUUAUUUCUAUUUGUUUGAAAAAGAGUCCUUUUUUACUGCUAAGGCUUUGAAUGUUUGUAUACCUGGUGGGCCGAAAUUCGAGCCUUUGUAUCGUGACAUGGAGAAAGGAGAGGAAGAUUGGAAUGAGUUUAAUGAUAUUAACAAGCUUAUUAUAAGGUCGCCGCUUCGGACAGAGUAUAGGGUUGCUUUUCCUUAUCUUUAUAACAACAGGCCUCGGAAUGUGAGGCUUUGUGUUUACCAUACUCCUAUGGUUAUGUACAUAAAAUCUGAAGAUCCUGACCUACCUGCAUUUUAUUAUGAUCCCUUGAUACACCCAAUAAGUAGUGCUAACAAGCGGUACGAGAAGGAAAUCGAUGAUGAUGACUGGGUCUUGCCAGAUGGUGUGGAACCUUUUCUUAAAGAUGUUGAGCUUUAUACUGACACCACGGCUGCUGGAAUCUCGUUGCUGUUUGCUCCUCGUCCUUUUAACAUGAGGUCUGGCCGCAUGAGGCGUGCCGAAGAUAUUCCUCUUGUGGCAGAAUGGUACAAGGAGCAUUGUCCUUCAUCUUAUCCGGUUAAAGUUCGCGUUAGUUAUCAAAAGUUGCUCAAGUGUUUUGUGUUGAAUGAGCUGCAUCAUAGACCUCCUAAGGCUCAAAAGAAGAAGCACUUAUUGAGAUCACUUCAAGCGACAAAGUUUUUCCAGACCACAAAACUUGACUGGGUUGAAGCAGGUCUUCAAGUUUGUCGGCAGGGGUACAACAUGUUGAACCUGUUAAUACAAAGGAAAAAUUUGAACUACCUUCACCUUGAUUAUAAUUUUAACUUGAAGCCUGUCAAAACCUUGACCACAAAAGAGCGUAAAAAAUCACGAUUUGGUAAUGCUUUUCACCUCUGUCGUGAGGUCCUUCGUUUGACGAAACUUGUGGUGGAUGCCAAUGUUCAGUUCCGUUUAGGUAAUGUUGAUGCUUUCCAGCUGGCGGAUGGCCUCCAAUAUAUUUUCUCUCAUGUUGGUCAAUUGACCGGUAUGUAUAGGUACAAGUAUAGGCUUAUGCGGCAAAUAAGAAUGUCGAAAGACUUGAAGCACUUGAUUUACUACCGUUUUAACACGGGUCCUGUUGGCAAGGGACCGGGUUGUGGGUUUUGGGCACCGAUGUGGAGGGUUUGGUUAUUCUUUCUUCGUGGUAUUGUUCCCCUUCUUGAACGAUGGCUUGGGAAUUUACUGGCAAGACAGUUUGAGGGACGCCACUCUAAAGGAGUGGCGAAGACCGUCACUAAGCAGCGUGUUGAGAGCCAUUAUGACUUAGAGCUUCGGGCUGCUGUUAUGCAUGAUGUGGUUGAUGCCAUGCCUGAAGGUAUAAAGCAGAAUAAGGCAAAAAUUAUAUUGCAGCAUUUGAGUGAAGCUUGGCGCUGCUGGAAGGCAAAUAUUCCUUGGAAGGUUCCUGAUAUGCCUGUUCCGGUAGAGGACAUGAUCCAUCGGUAUGUGAAAUCAAAAGCAGAUUGGUGGACAAAUGUUGCUCAUUAUAAUCGUGAGCGUAUAAGAAGAGGUGCAACUGUUGAUAAAACUGUUUGUCGCAAGAAUCAUGGAAGAUUGACACGUCUUUGGCUGAAGGCAGAGCAGGAGCGCCAACACAAUUAUAUGAAAGAUGGUCCAUAUGUUACUCCUGAAGAAGCUGUUGCUAUCUAUACAACUACAGUCCACUGGUUGGAAUCUAGGAAGUUCUCCCAUAUUCCAUUUCCACCUCUAUCAUACAAGCAUGAUACAAAGUUGCUUAUUCUUGCACUUGAGAGAUUGAAGGAAUCCUACAGCGUUACAGCAAGAUUAAAUCAACUGCAAAGAGAAGAGCUGGGGCUGAUCGAACAAGCUUAUGACAAUCCACACGAGGCAUUAUCACGAAUUAAGCGACACCUCCUCACCCAACGUUCCUUCAAAGAAGUUGGAAUAGAGUUCAUGGAUUUAUAUAGCUACUGCGUUCCGGUUUACGAAAUAGAGCCACUUGAGAAAAUUACAGAUGCAUAUCUUGAUCAAUAUCUGUGGUAUGAAGGCGACAAGCGUCAUCUCUUUCCCAACUGGAUCAAGCCAGCAGAUUUAGAGCCACCACCUCUUUUAGUUUACAAAUGGUGUCAAGGUAUAAACAAUUUGCAAGGUAUUUGGGACACCGGCAAUGGUGAGUGUGUUGUAAUGCUGCAGACUAAGUUCGAGAAGUUUUUCGAGAAGAUUGAUCUGACAAUUUUAAAUCGGCUUCUUCGUUUAGUUUUGGACCACAACAUUGCAGAUUAUGUCACCGCAAAAAACAAUGUUGUGUUGUCAUAUAAGGACAUGAGUCACACAAAUUCAUAUGGUCUAAUACGUGGAUUACAAUUUGCGUCAUUUGUUGCUCAAUAUUAUGGCCUAGUACUGGAUCUUUUGUUUCUUGGAUUGACUCGAGCAAGCGAGAUUGCUGGUUCACCACAGAUGCCUAACGAGUUCAAUACUUAUUGGGACACAGAAGUUGAGACCAAGCAUCCAAUAAGGUUGUAUUCUCGGUACAUAGACCGAGUCCACAUAUUAUUUCGCUUUACUCACGAGGAGGCUCGGGAUCUCAUUCAACGAUAUCUCACCGAGCACCCUGAUCCUAACAAUGAGAACAUGGUGGGUUACAAUAAUAAGAAGUGCUGGCCAAGAGAUGCAAGAAUGAGGCUCAUGAAGCAUGACGUCAAUCUUGGGAGGAGUAUCUUUUGGGAUAUGAAAAAUCGUCUUCCUCGAAGUAUCACAACUUUGGAAUGGGAAAAUAGCUUUGUUUCUGUUUACAGCAAAGAUAAUCCAAAUUUGCUUUUUAGCAUGUGUGGAUUUGAAGUGAGGAUACUUCCGAAAAUUAGAAUGAUUCAAGAAGGAUUCAGCAACACAGGAGACGGUGUUUGGAAUCUCCAAAAUGAACAGACAAAGGAAAAGACCGCUGUUGCUUUCUUAAGAGUUGAGGAUGAACAUAUAAAAAUGUUUGAGAAUCGUGUGAGGCAGAUUCUUAUGUCAUCGGGUUCUACUACAUUCACCAAAGUUGUCAACAAGUGGAAUACUGCUUUGAUAGGACUCAUGACAUACUUCCGAGAGGCAACUGUGCAUACUAAAGAGCUCUUGGAUUUACUUGUUAAAUGUGAAAAUAAAAUUCAAACUCGUAUCAAGAUUGGACUUAACUCAAAAAUGCCAAGCCGGUUUCCGCCUGUCAUUUUCUACUCGCCCAAGGAAAUUGGAGGACUUGGAAUGUUGUCGAUGGGUCACAUUUUGAUUCCACAAAGUGAUCUACGACACAAUCAGCAGACAGAUGUUGGUGUAACCCAUUUUAGAAGCGGGAUGACUCAUGAGGAGGACCAGUUGAUUCCCAAUCUUUAUCGCUAUAUACAGCCUUGGGAAAGUGAGUUUAUUGAUUCACAGUGCGUCUGGGCUGAAUAUGCAUUAAAAAGGCAGGAAGCACAAGCACAAAAUAGGCGCUUGACCCUUGAGGACUUAGAAGACUCAUGGGACAAAGGAAUACCACGUAUUAACACUUUGUUCCAGAAGGAUAGACACACGUUGGCUUAUGAUAAAGGAUGGAGGGUGCGUGCAGACUUCAAGCAGUAUCAAGUUUUCAAACAAAACCCCUUUUGGUGGACACACCAGAGGCACGAUGGGAAGUUGUGGAACUUGAAUAAUUACCGAACUGAUGUUAUUCAAGCCCUUGGAGGAGUGGAAGGAAUUCUUGAGCAUACAUUAUUCAAAGGAACAUAUUUUCCAACUUGGGAAGGUCUCUUUUGGGAAAAGGCAUCAGGUUUUGAGGAAUCUAUGAAGUAUAAGAAACUCACCAAUGCUCAGAGAUCUGGUCUCAAUCAGAUACCGAAUCGUAGAUUUACUCUUUGGUGGUCACCAACCAUUAACCGAGCUAAUGUUUAUGUUGGUUUCCAAGUUCAGCUAGAUCUGACUGGUAUUUUCAUGCACGGGAAAAUUCCAACUUUGAAGAUAUCUCUUAUUCAGAUAUUUAGAGCACACUUGUGGCAGAAGAUCCAUGAGAGUGUUGUCAUGGAUCUCUGUCAGGUUUUGGAUCAAGAGUUGGAUGCUUUGGAGAUUGAAACUGUCCAGAAGGAAACAAUCCAUCCCAGGAAGAGUUACAAAAUGAACAGUUCUUGUGCGGACAUCCUUCUCUUUGCUGCCCACAAAUGGCCAAUGUCAAAGCCUAGUCUUGUAGCUGAAUCUAAGGAUGUUUUUGAUCAGAAGGCAAGCAAUAAGUAUUGGAUUGAUGUCCAGCUUCGAUGGGGUGAUUAUGAUUCUCACGAUAUUGAGCGUUACACUCGGGCCAAAUUUAUGGAUUACACGACAGAUAAUAUGUCUAUAUACCCAUCUCCUACUGGGGUUAUGAUUGGCAUUGAUUUGGCAUAUAACUUGCAUUCUGCAUUUGGAAACUGGUUCCCUGGAUCAAAGCCACUACUUCAGCAGGCCAUGAAUAAGAUUAUGAAGUCAAAUCCUGCAUUGUAUGUUUUGAGGGAACGAAUCAGGAAAGGUCUGCAGUUGUACUCUUCUGAGCCCACGGAACCAUAUUUAUCUUCCCAAAACUAUGGAGAGAUAUUCAGCAACCAAAUCACUUGGUUUGUUGAUGACACUAAUGUGUAUCGUGUUACAAUUCAUAAGACUUUUGAAGGAAAUCUUACAACAAAACCCAUCAAUGGUGUCGUUUUUAUUUUCAAUCCAAGGACCGGGCAGUUGUUUCUUAAGGUUAUUCAUACGAGUGUAUGGGCUGGUCAGAAGCGUCUCGGUCAACUGGCGAAGUGGAAAACAGCAGAAGAAGUUGCAGCUCUUGUAAGGUCUUUGCCUGUAGAAGAACAGCCAAAGCAAGUUAUUGUUACUCGUAAAGGAAUGUUGGACCCAUUGGAGGUUCACUUGCUGGAUUUCCCCAAUAUUGUUAUCAAAGGAAGUGAGCUGCAGCUUCCUUUCCAAGCAUGUUUGAAAAUUGAAAAAUUUGGGGAUCUUAUUUUGAAGGCUACAGAACCACAAAUGGUUUUGUUCAACAUUUAUGAUGACUGGCUGAAGAGCAUUUCCUCAUACACUGCAUUCUCCAGGCUGAUUCUUAUUCUGCGUGCACUUCAUUUGAAUAAUGAAAAGGCAAAGAUGUUACUGAAGCCUGACAAAACUAUCGUCACUGAACCUCAUCACAUCUGGCCUUCACUAAGUGAUGACCAGUGGAUAAAGGUGGAGGUUGCAUUAAGAGAUCUUAUACUUUCUGAUUAUGCAAAGAAAAACAAUGUGAAUACUUCAGCUUUGACUCAGUCUGAGAUUCGUGAUAUUAUACUUGGAGCUGAGAUUACCCCACCUUCACAACAGCGGCAACAGAUUGCAGAGAUUGAAAAACAGGCGCGUGAAGCAAAUCAGGUGACAGCUGUAACGACAAGGACCACAAAUGUUUACGGUGAAGAACUGAUAGUAACCACCACUAGUCCCUAUGAGCAAGCUGCUUUUGGUUCGAAGACUGAUUGGCGUGUCAGAGCAAUAUCAACCACGAAUUUAUACCUUCGAGUAAACCAUAUAUAUGUGAAUUCUGAGGAUAUAAAGGAAACAGGGUAUACCUAUAUCAUGCCAAAGAACGUUUUGAAAAAGUUUAUAUGCAUAUCUGAUCUUCGAACACAGAUUUCUGGGUACUUGUAUGGUACAAGUCCUCCGGACAAUCCUCAGGUCAAGGAAAUCCGGUGCAUUGUGAUGCCACCGCAAUGGGGGACUCAUCAACAAGUCCAUCUUCCAUCAGCUCUCCCAGAACAUGAUUUCUUGAAUGAUUUGGAGCCUUUGGGGUGGAUGCAUACUCAACCAAAUGAACUUCCCCAGUUGUCGCCUCAGGACCUCACUUCACAUGCUAAGGUCCUAGAGAACAAUAAACAAUGGGAUGGGGAGAAAUGUAUUAUCUUGACUUGCAGUUUUACUCCAGGUUCCUGUUCUUUAACUGCAUAUAAACUAACUCCAUCGGGUUAUGAAUGGGGACGUGUUAACAAGGAUACAGGAAGCAACCCACAUGGUUACCUUCCCACUCAUUAUGAGAAGGUUCAGAUGCUCCUCAGUGAUCGCUUCCUUGGUUUCUACAUGAUUCCGGAUACUGGUCUGUGGAAUUACAACUUCAUGGGAGUGAGGCACGCAUCAGGGAUGAAGUAUGGAGUGAAGCUUGGGACACCUAGAGAGUAUUACCACGAAGAUCAUAGACCAACCCAUUUCUUAGAGUUCAGCAAUAUGGAGGAAGCGAAGACAAUGGCUGAGGGGGAUCGAGAGGAUAUGUUCUCUUAGAGUGUGUUUAGAUAGAGGAUUUUAACGAGAGAUCAAAGACUUGAAGCUUUCUUAACUAUUUAGAAAAUGUCAUUGAUGAGGCCACCUCUAUUUUCGUAAUUGCUGAUUUGUUCGGACUGGCUUCAACUUUCAAGGAUGUGUCAAUGGUUUAGAAUUGUGCAGCACCUAUGUAGAGAUGCCUUUAUUUUGGUUACUAAAUCUGGAUAUAAGUUGUCAUUUGCGUUACUCGCACUCCUCGGAUAGUAGUGGUGAAGAUGUUUGAUCACGUCUGGAUCCUUGUGGUGUUGGGUAUUUCCAUUUCAGAUUAAUUUACAGAGGGGCGUUGGAUUUGGCGGCUGUUUUGGUAACAAUGAGCAGGAAUUACCGCAUCCUAGUGAUUAUGUGUAUGUGCUAGAUUUACCGGUUUUGCUCAGCUGGGUUGAUUAUUACAUAGUCACGGCACAUUGAGAAUGUCUCAAUUAUUGUUACAGUGAACUGUUUGCAACACUUGUGAAAUUUGUACAGGGUAGUAUGGCAAUGGCAAAUACUUAGAUAAAUAAAUUUCUGAGUUUGUUUUGUUUUUUAAGUAAUAAAUGUACAAUUAAUUUUUGAAUAUUUUAUUUCACUAGAAUAAUGGUCUCUAUUCCACUAAGGAGGAAUGACAGAAAUGGUCUCUAUUCCAUUAACGAGGAAUGACACAACUCAGAAAUGUUUUCUAUUCACAAUUCAUAUUUCUCCAAAUAUGGAUAUAGGUUGUUAUUUGUGUUACUGACACUCCUCACUUGGAUAGUAGCGUGGCUGGGUUGAUUGGUUUGGAGAUUAAUACAUCUAGUAGUGAGUUUUGUAUACACCUCUGUAAUGUAGUGUUGAAGAUGUUUGAUCACGGAUGGAUCCUUAAUUAUGGAGCGGUGGUGGAUGCGGUGUUGGAUUCGAUGGCUGUUUUGGUAACAAUGAGCAGGAAUUACUGCGCCCUUUGAUUAUGUGUAUGUGCUAAGUUUACAGGUUUUUCUCAGCUAGGGUGUGUAUUACAUUGUCACUGCACAUUGAGAAUAUCACAACUAUUGUUAUGUUUGUUACAGUGAACUGUUAGCAACAAUUACAAAUAAUCAGUAAAAAACUUAAAAUGGAAUGAGCCACUUACCUCAUUGUUUAUUGUAAUUUUUACAGUACUUCCUAAAACAUUCUAAAAUAAAACAUUUGAUGAUAAGUACCAUUGAUAUUUGCUUCAUUAUGCAGUAAAAAACAUGGGGUGUUUGUGGUUGCUAUUGUUUAUUUCUUGCAAGAGAUCUCGGUCUUGCUCAUUUCAUCCUUGGAGUUGAUUCAAAAUAUGGUCUCUUUAUUCAAUUCCCCAUCAUGUUUGCCAUCCUAAGGUGGCUUUAUUUCUCAUCUGUUUUACAUAAUUCAGCUUUGGAGAAUUUUAUCCAAUUUGGCAAUGGGGGUGGGGUGGUAAGGUUCAUAGAUAGAGGUUUAGUGUCAUUUGGUUCGCGUGUAUUUGGGUUAUUUGGCGAAAUCGAAAUAAUGUGAUUUUCAGGAAUGAUGGAGGAAGCGCAUAUUUAUGGCUCGAAGAAAUCCAACUUUUGUCUUGGAAGUGGCUAAGAAGCAAAGUGACAGGAUUCAAUUAUGCCCUUAACUAAUGGGUCUCAAAUCCAAAAGUGUGUUUAGGUUGUUGACUUGCAGGUCUGCUGCUGUAUCUCUGGUAUGCAGUCUUCGUGGUGUGCUCAGUUUAGGAGUGGUUUGUUUUAUUUCUUGUAUGAUUUGUGUAAGGGGUUGUUGUAUUUUUGGACCGUGUAAAUUAGGCAUGUUUUAUGCCUAUUUCAAUUCAAUUAUUAUUUCUUUUGGCUUUUCAAAAAAAAAAAAAA
This is a messenger RNA of Trifolium pratense (red clover), 8920 nucleotides long. RefSeq names its product pre-mRNA-processing-splicing factor 8A-like. Gene Ontology annotation, biological process: spliceosomal tri-snRNP complex assembly; mRNA splicing, via spliceosome. NCBI's taxonomy places the organism in Eukaryota, Viridiplantae, Streptophyta, Magnoliopsida, Fabales, Fabaceae. The record is from RefSeq and is a predicted model, not a curated record. Bases 96 to 7082 code for a protein of 2328 amino acids. Gene Ontology annotation, cellular component: catalytic step 2 spliceosome; U5 snRNP. The transcript has 5 exons. Gene Ontology annotation, molecular function: U2 snRNA binding; pre-mRNA intronic binding; protein binding.